AGACGGCAGGUCGAACGAGGAGAGAGGCCAUGUUGGAUUUUCAGUAAACUACUCGUGUGAUCCCGGUGUAAGAAAUGCAUCCCCGGCGCAGUAUUCAGCAAGUCCUACUGUGUGACCUCUGUGAGACUGUCCCCUUACAGAGUCAUUGUGAAGUUUGUAAUAUAAAUCUAUGUAAGGCCUGUGUUGGGGAGCACCUCUCUGGUUCGUUUGAAAGGCACAAUGUCAUGCCCUAUUUACAAAGAAAGUCUACUCCAAACUACCCCAAAUGUCCCGAACACGCCGAAAAACCCUGCGAACUUCACUGCAAGAAUUGUGACAUUCAUGUCUGUAUUAAAUGCGUCUCCUCAGGUAAACACGAAGGUCACAAGUUAUCAGAAUUUCCGGAAAAAUUGAGCGUUAAAACACAAAGUUUACAAAAAGAUUUAGAGGAACUCGAAACCAGAAUUUAUCCCCGAUAUGAAGAAAUGACGUACGAUGUCCAAACCGAAAGAGCCGACAUAGAAACAUAUUACGGGAAAUUAAAAACAGCUGCGGAAGAGGAAGGUGAACUCUUAGAGCGGGAGAUCAACGCCAUUGUCAAACAGCGGAAAUCUGAAAUUCAGGAGAUGAAAAACAAGCACCUAUUCACCCUGUAUAAAAAUGCAGAUGAAAUAACACAGAUAAUUACUGAACUCAGACAGAUCAUUUCCGACUUGAAAUCAAUACUAAAAUCAAAUGACGUCUCCUUAAUCUCUAAUUACAAAUCCAGGAAUUCCGAAUUUAGAACAUUACCGCCUGAAAUCCGAGUUACAUUACCGAGUUCUACUCCUCAGAAAAUAAACACAGACCAACUCCGGGAAAUGUUUGGUUGUCUGUCGCCAUUAUCCAUUAACACAGAACAUGGAGGCACAGUGAAGUUAGCAGAAGCUGUAUCGUCUCCUCUAGUUAAACCACUGCUUGAUGAACCGCGCCUCGCCGCCAUCAUAGACACUGGGUAUAGCGGACUAUACAGUGUUAGCUGUCUGAGUGAAGAUCAAGUCUGGACAUGCGGGAAUAACAACACCAUGAAGCUGCUCAACCUCCAGAGUAAACUACUGACAUCAAUACAAACCAAGUCAGGGGACACACCGCGGGACAUAGCAGUGACACGGGACGGAGAUCUUGUUUAUACUGACUAUGAUUCGGUUAGACUAGUAAAGAAUAAAAAGAUACGGACUGUCAUCACACUACAGGACUGGGUACCCCACUAUGUCUGCAGUUCCGCCUCCGAUGAUAUCCUAGUUACCAUGGUCAGUGUUUAUCUCAAACAAUCCAAAGUCGUGCGUUACUCCGGCUCCAAAGAGAAACAAAACAUUCAGUUUGAUGAUCAGGGUCGUCCUCUCUAUUCAUCUGGCUAUAGCUAUAAAUUCAUCAGUGAGAACAGGAACCUGGAUAUAUGUGUGGCUGACUGGUCAGCUAGAACAGUAGUGGUGGUCAAUCAGUCAGGGAAACUCCGAUUUAGAUACACUGGUCAUCCUUCUAAUACCGAGCAAUCAUUUACUCCAGUCGGCAUAACUACAGACAGCCAGAGUCACAUCCUGACAGCAGACAGUGAAAAUCAGCGUAUCCACAUCCUAGAUCAGGACGGACAGUUCCUCCGUUACAUUCACUGUGAUUUACGCCGUCCAUUCGGUUUAUGUGUGGACAUCAGAGACAGCCUUUUUGUGGCUGAGUGUGACACUGCUAAAGUGAGGAAAAUCCUAUAUUUAUCAGCACAGUGUUAAAUAUACAUCUCUACAGUGUUAAUUACCUAUCUAAAAACAGUGUUAUUUACACCAGUGUUUUGGUUAGAACU
This is a messenger RNA of Ostrea edulis (European flat oyster), 1813 nucleotides long. RefSeq lists its product as uncharacterized. The record is from RefSeq and is a predicted model, not a curated record. NCBI's taxonomy places the organism in Eukaryota, Metazoa, Mollusca, Bivalvia, Ostreida, Ostreidae. Gene Ontology annotation, biological process: positive regulation of DNA-templated transcription. Gene Ontology annotation, molecular function: zinc ion binding; ubiquitin-protein transferase activity; protein binding. The transcript is spliced from 2 exons. Bases 75 to 1742 code for a protein of 555 amino acids. Gene Ontology annotation, cellular component: nucleoplasm; chromatin.